Messenger RNA from Balaenoptera musculus (blue whale), 2189 nucleotides. It is a transcript of the gene CD180, whose product is annotated as CD180 molecule. Gene Ontology annotation, molecular function: protein binding. The coding region runs from base 160 to 2145 and encodes 661 amino acids. The record is from RefSeq and is a predicted model, not a curated record. Lineage: Eukaryota; Metazoa; Chordata; Mammalia; Artiodactyla; Balaenopteridae. Gene Ontology annotation, biological process: positive regulation of lipopolysaccharide-mediated signaling pathway; cellular response to lipopolysaccharide; B cell proliferation involved in immune response. The transcript is spliced from 3 exons. Gene Ontology annotation, cellular component: extracellular matrix.
AGCCACCAAAUGCUGAGCAGUCAACAGCAUUUCUUGUUCUCAGAUUACCCUUCUGAGCACUCUCUGGCUGCCAGAUUAUCGAGGCCAUCAUAGCUUGAUUCGAUUUCUCAGCUCCAGGCAUUAGCUAACCCUGCCAAGCUGGGUUGCCUCGGUCCUGUGAUGGCUCCCCGUGUCGGCUGCUUCCUGUUGGCGGUGCUGAUGUCUGCCAGCUGUGAAGUCAUCACCUCCUCAAAUCCAAUGUGCACUGAGAAAGAAGCCAACAAGACAUAUAACUGUGAAAAUUUAGGUCUCAGAGAAAUUCCUGACACUCUACCAAAUACAACAGAAUUUUUGGAAUUCGGCUUUAACUUCUUGCCUACAAUUCAAAAUAUAACCUUCAGCAGGCUCAUAAAUCUUAUCUUUUUGGAUUUGACCAGGUGCCAGAUUAACUGGGUACGUGAAGAUACUUUUCAAAACCAUCAUCAACUGAACACCAUUGUGUUAACUGGAAAUCCCCUGAUAUUCAUGGCAGAAACAUCACUUACCGGGCCCAAGUUGCUGAAGCAUCUUUUCUUAACCCAAACAGGAAUAUCCAAUCUUGAGUUUAUCCCAGUGCACAACCUGGAAAACUUGGAAAGUUUGCAUCUUGGAAGCAACCAUAUUUCCUCUAUUAAUCUCCCAGAAAACUUCCCAACACAGAAUCUGAAAGUCCUGGAUUUUCAGAAUAAUGCUAUACACUACAUCUCUAGUAAAGACGUAAACGGUCUGGAACAGGCCACGAACCUAAGCCUUAACUUCAAUGGCAAUGACAUUAAAGGCAUUGAGCCUGGGGCUUUCAAUUCAAAAAUCUUUCAAAGUUUGAAAUUUGGAGGGUCUCUCAACUUAUCUGUUAUAUUGAAAGGUCUACAGAACUCUACUAUUCAGUCUCUUUGGCUGGGGACAUUUGAGGACACUGAUGACCAAGACCUCACUUCAGCCACAUUUGAGGGACUUUGUGACAUGGCUGUUGAGAGCAUCAACCUACAAAAGCACCAUUUCGAUGGCUUCUCACCUUCUACAUUUCGGUGCUUCACUCGACUCCAGGAGUUGGAUCUGACGGCAGCUCACUUGAAAGGAUUACCCUCUGGGAUUGAGGGCAUGAUCUCUCUCAAGAAAUUAGUUCUCAAUGCAAAUAGUUUUGACCAAUUGUGUCAAAUCAAUGCUGCCAGUUUCCCAUCCCUUACAGACCUCUAUGUCAAAGGUAACAUGAAGAAACUUGACCUCGGUGCCAGGUGUUUGGAAAAACUAGAAAAUCUUCAGAAACUUGAUUUAAGUCACAGUGACAUUGAGGCUUCUGACUGUUGCAAUCUGCAACUCAAAAACCUGCCCCACUUGCAAUACUUAAACCUGAGCUACAAUGAGCCCCUUGGUCUCGAGGAUCAGGCAUUCAAAGAAUGUCCUCGGCUAGAACUCCUGGAUUUGGCAUUUACCCACCUGCUUGUUAAGGCUGCACAAAGUCCUUUCCAAAACCUCCAUCUCCUGCGGGUUCUGAAUCUCUCUCACUGCCUCCUUGAUACCAGCAAUCGACACCUUCUAGAAGACCUGCUGGAUCUCCGGCAUCUGAAUGUACAAGGGAAUCACUUUCAAGAUGGGAGCAUCUCAAAGACCAACCUACUUCAGACAGUGAGCAGCUUGGAGACUCUGAUUUUAUCCUCUUGUGAUCUCCUCUCCAUAGACCAGCAAGCAUUCCACGGCCUUGGGAAAAUGAGCCACUUAGACUUAAGCCACAACAGCCUGACAGGCGAUAGCAUGGAUGCGUUUAGCCCUCUUAAGGGGCUCUACCUCAAUCUGGCCGCCAAUAACAUUCGCAUCAUCCCACCCCAUCUCCUCCCCGCCUUGUCUCAGCAGAGCACCAUUAAUUUAAGUCACAAUCCCCUGGACUGCACUUGCUCAAAUAUCCAUUUCAUAACAUGGUACAAAGAAAACCUGCAUAAACUCGAGGGCUUGGAGGAGACCAUGUGUGCAAAUCCCCCAUCUUUAAGGGGAGUUAAGCUGUCUGACGUCAAACUGUCUUGUGGGCUGACGGGUAUGGGCAUUUUCUUUCUUGUAGUAUUUGUAUUCUUGGUCAUCAUUCUGCUCAUUUUUUCAGUUAAAUUUCUUCUUAGGUGGAAAUACCAGCACAUUUAGUGCUGAAGAUUUCUAGAGAUCGAAAAUAAAUAUGUUUAGCAAAA